Messenger RNA from Rosa chinensis, 5820 nucleotides. RefSeq names its product probable disease resistance protein At4g27220. The record is from RefSeq and is a predicted model, not a curated record. The transcript has 16 exons. Gene Ontology annotation, biological process: signal transduction. Gene Ontology annotation, molecular function: ADP binding; protein binding. NCBI's taxonomy places the organism in Eukaryota, Viridiplantae, Streptophyta, Magnoliopsida, Rosales, Rosaceae. The coding region runs from base 128 to 3700 and encodes 1190 amino acids.
UCUGGAUUGCAAGCUAGGUCCACACAACUAUUCUGAAGACGCGACUCACCCCAAUUUAACAUCACUUCUGAGAGUCAACGCUGUGAUUCAACAGUCUCCACUUCUGGGUCUGAAAUAGCUGAAGCUAAUGGAGUUCUACCAGUACGUCUUUGAGGCGAUGAGGAUGAUUAUUGUGAUUAGUGCGGUAACGGUGCAAUGGUUCGGUGUCAUAGCCAGUCUUAAGUGGAUAUGGAAGAAUUGGUUCAUUAUUGUGGUGAUUGUGACAUGGAACGUAAUAGCCACUCUUGGGUGGAUAUGGAAGCAUAGGUUCAGUUACAUGGUGGAAACCCCAGAGCCAAUAGCAGAGGGUAAUCAAGAACCGGUUGACGUCGAUGCCUCUACAUCAUCAGCUCCUAGGUGGAAGCACGAUGUGUUUUUGAGUUUCAGGGGUGUAGACGCUCGCAAAGGUAUUGCAUCCGAAAUAUACUAUCGACUGCAAACCAGGAAAGGAAUUAAAAUUUUCAUGGAUGACCCGGACCUUCAAGUAGGGAAUGUUAUUUCUCCCACUCUCCUAACAGCAAUUAAAGAAUCAAGGUUUGCAAUUAUUGUUCUCUCUCCAAACUAUGCCUCUUCCACUUGGUGUUUGGAGGAACUUAGAUACAUUUGUGAAUGCAUGAAAGAAGACGAGGACAGAAUUCUGCCACUUUUUUAUUAUGUGAAUCCUACUGAUGUACGAUAUCAGAAGAGCAGUUUCGGUGAUGCUUUCACUAAGCAUGAAAAUUCUGGGCGAUACGGAUUAGAGGAGAUGCGGCAGUGGAGAGCUGCUUUAAACAAAGUGGCAAAUUUCUCUGGAUGGGACACAAAGAAUUAUAAAACUGAAAGAGCACUUUUGGAUGCCGUUGAGGAAACUGUGUGUGAUAAAUUACGAGCUACUGAACUUGAGCUUAAAAUGUCCAUUGGAGGUUUUGAAGUAUUUGAAGCAACAAAACAAGCCAUUGAUCAGGUCAUGAAUGCGCUGAAAGAUAAUGAGGCCACUACCAUUGGAGUCUACGGAAUGGGGGGCGUCGGGAAGACGACAAUGGUGAAUUAUGUCGGUGUACAAGCCCAAGAAAAUAGGCUUUUUGAUAAAGUGAUUUUGGCUGUCGUAUCCCAAAACCCCGACUUGAUGAAAAUUCAACAGACAUUUGCAGAAAUGCUGGGCUUUGAACUCAAGGAGAAGACAGAAAUUGUAAGAGCCCGUGAAUUGAAGAAGAAAAUAAUGAGAGGAACAAGGAUCCUCAUAAUCUUGGAUGACAUUUGGAAGAGAAUAGAGUUUUCAGACAUUGGAAUUCCGAGCCACAACGAUCUUCAAAGAUGCAAUUCCAAAGUUCUACUGACCACCAGAAAAUUGGAUGUUUGCCGUUCCAUGGAUUGCCAUGCAAACAUACGUCUCAAUAUCUUAUCAGAAAAAGAUUCUCGGAGCUUAUUUGUGAAGGAAGCAAGGAAGUACCCUCUUGACAAAUCAUCCAAUUUCUAUGAUGUAGCGAGUGAGGUGGCUAGAGAAUGCGCUGGUCUUCCUAUUGCUUUGAUAGCAGUUGCGAGGGCCCUUCGAGGUGAAGGUUUGGACAGAUGGAAAGAAGCUGCUCGACGGCUGAAAGCGUCUCAACCCCCCGUCCUUGAAGCUGAGGAAGAUGUGUUCAAAUGCAUAAAGUUAAGCUAUGAUUACUUGAAAUCUGAUGUUUCGAAAUCAUGCUUCUUGCUUUGCUGCCUGUUCCCUGAAGAUUAUGAUAUCCCAAUUGAAUACUUGCUCAAUUAUGGAAUUGGGAAAGGAAUGUUUCAAGAUUCUGACAUGCUAGACGCCCGCGCCACAACAAAUUCAGCGGUGAAGGCCCUUAAAGACUCUAGCUUGCUUUUGGACUCUAGACAUGACGUAUGUGUAAGGAUGCAUGAUGUCAUUCGGGAUAUGGCAAUAUUGAUAUCAUUAUCUGAAGACGGCCCGCGGUUCUUGGUGAAAGUUGGCUGUGAAUUGAAGAAUUGGCCGAGGAUUGAUGCACGUAAGGGCUACUCUGCAAUCUCACUAAUGAAGAACAAAAUUUGCAAGCUACCCGAAGAGUUGGUAUGUUCAAGUCUCCAGAUUUUAUUACUGCAAGACAAUGCUUCAUUAAAUGAUAUCCCUAACUCUUUCUUCCAAAAUCAGAAAGAAUUAAGAGUCUUGGAUCUUAGCCGCACUGGUAUUUCAUUACUACCCCAAUCAAUCAGUUUCCUAACCAACCUUCAAGCUUUGUAUUUAGAUUACUGCAAGAACAUAAUUGACAUUUCUGUAAUCGGAAAACUUAACAAGCUUGAGAUUCUUAGUAUGAGAGGAAAUGCUCUGAAAGAAUUGCCAAGAGAAAUAGGACAGUUGACCAGUCUAAGGAUGCUAGAUAUCACUAGAGCUGAUAGAUUCCUUUUCACAUCCACGAAUGGAUGUAUUGGCACAAUUCCAUCUAAAGUGAUAUCAAAGUUGCAUAAAUUAGAAGAACUGUACAUGCAAUGUGGAUUUUGGGAGUGGGGGAGUAAAAUUGAUGGAGAAGGAGAAGAAACUAAUAUUGGCUUUGAUGAAUUAGUUGGUUUAUCAUAUUUAAGCAUUUUGAAAGUUUGGAUGUCAGAUGCAAAUUGCAUCCCUAUAAGUGUUGAGGUCGAACCGAAUUGGGUUUACUUUGAUAUUACUAUUUGCAGCAACAGUUAUUUCACUUCGAACAGUCAAUCUGGUCAUAAUUGUAGAUCGUUGAGUUUUAAUGGAACUGACACUACCAUAGGAAUCUGUCCGGACUGGUUUGUCAACGCUGUGGUAAAGAAUACUGAGAGGCUACUUUAUAGUUACUGCAAAGGGUUAAGUAACAUUCUUGUGGAAUAUGACCGUGGAAGGUUACAUGGAUUGAAAGUUCUCUCUGUAAUUGGUUGCCAUGAGAACUUGAAAGAAUUGAUGAAUGCAAUAACAUGUGUUCUAGAUAUGCCUGUGUUUGAGAAUUUGGAAGAGUUGUAUCUGGAAUACCUGGAUUACUUGAAGCAGUUAUGUGUUGGUGAGUUACCACCAGGAUCUCUCUGCAGUCUGAAAUUAUUGAAGGUCCUUAAGUGUCCUAUCUUGGGGAAUGUACUGUUGCCAUCUAAAUUGUUGCAGCAACUACCAAAUCUGGAAAAACUAAUCUGUGAGUCAAGUGAAGUGGAACAUGUGUUUGGAUGUGAAGGUUUUGAGCCAGAUCAAACAAAUCUGAGAGAGAUGGAUUUACGGUAUCUAGAUGUCGUAACAAGCAUAUGUAAUGGUCCUGCUCCACAUGGAAUGUUCCAGGCUCUAAAGAAAUUGGUCAUUCGUAAUUGCAACUUCCAGGGAAGCCUCUUCACAUUUGAUGUAGCUCAGUGUCUUUUUCAAUUGGAAGACCUUAUUGUAUCCGAAUGCCCUGUCUUGGAAAGAGUAAUUGAAGAAAGUAGGGAAACAUUGAACAACAAGAAGACCAUUCUUCCAAAAUUGAAGAACCUAGCUUUGGAAGAUCUUCCAAUGUUGUACAAGGGAAGUGCUACUAUUGAUUUUGAGUGUCCUUCAUUGGAAAAACUGAGUCUGUUUGGCUGCCCCCACUUGUCAUUUCCAUCCUCUGCUUCUGACUACUUCCACAGCAGGAACCAAGUCGUUUUCAAUGAUGCUCCUCGUCAUUCUCUGCUACUCAGCAAACUAGGGUAUAAGGGAUUCAAAAUAUCAAGUUGGUAGGGGAAUCAAAAUAUCAAGAUGGCUCAUGUAAUUGAAAGUAUUGAAGGGGUGUAGAUGGAGUCUCAUGGGAAGUCACUGAAGAGUCAUUGCUGGGAAGGUGGAGUCUAGGUUGUGCUCUCAGUGGAGGGUUACCCCCGCUCCCAAUGAGUUCGAUUCAUUGGCUCAUAAAAGGUGGCUCUAUCAGAAGGGAAUGGAUUCUUUCUUGAAAGUGACUCUGAUAUUGGAGCAUUCCCCCAAAAGAAUGGAAUGGGCCAUCUCAAAUUGAAAGGCAUUCUUACAACUAAAUCUAAAUCUGGGUUACCAUCAGUUGUACCCUAAUUGCUUUUGCUUCUGUGAGCAUCACCACUUGUGCUCUAUAUUCUGGGAACUCCUCGUAGUUCCACUUUCUACUGUGUUUGGAUCGUAACGCUGCUGAAUGCGAAAAGAAGCAAAAGGAAUGCUGAGGAUAAUGCAAAUUUUUGAAGUAAAGGCUUCAACCCAAAGACUUUGCAUGAAGAAAAACAGUAAGAGAGUAACGUCUGUUGCUUCACAGAAAGACUGCAAGGGUGGGAGAGGUAGAAAGUGAGGGGCUUCUUUGCUUCGCACGAAGAGAGAUAAAGAGAGAGAGGGGGAACGAGUUCUGGUUGGAAUUCAAAUAGGGAACCGAAGCUUCCAGUAUCAACAACUCUCGAGCCAAUCACUCGGGAUUUGUCCUCAGCCAUCCGAAUUUCUGGUCAGCUCUGUGAUUCCCAAGCUAAUUGAGUGUAUGGAGAUUCCUACUGCAACUGCCUCAACUAACUGGAACUCUUUGCUUCGUCUACGGCUAGGGAUUUCAUCGUUCUUGAACUUCGGGCGAAGCCCCUGCGCCACAGAAGCCGAAGAAAGAACCUACCGAUGACGAAAAGACAAGGAUGAAAAUAGUGGCCGGAAGCUUGAUGAAAGUAGUGAUCAGACCUGGUGGAGGUGAUUCAACACCUUAAGGUGGUGAUCAGGUUGGGCUUACAUUACGCUUUAUGAAGCCAGUAUAGCAAUUGAACUGUGUAUAAAAGCAAAUGCUGGAAGCUAGAGUGCUGUGCGUUUAGUAAUGGGGAAUAUAUAAAAGCUGGUUUGAUUGAACUGGAGCAUUGGAGCUAUAAAGCAACAGAUGAGUAUGCAGGUUCAGCUUGGGAUGAACUCAAGCAUACUUGGCAAGCCAUUGGAUUCCUGGUAACAUGGAAAACCCAAAAAGACACUUGAAGAAAUAAGCCAUGAGCUGUGCCCAAUAGGGUAAAAUCUACGUGAUUGCUGCCAAGAAGUCUUCAGCGAAGGUGGUGAGUACGAAUAGAACAAAAUUCAGCGGCUUCAACGCAUUCUUGAAAAGCACUACAAAAUGGUUGAAAUGAAACUUCAAGCUCAACAAAAGGAAAGUAUUCUGUUAUGUUGAUGAACUGGCGCAGAGCCAGAACAGGAGGAGGUGUCCAAGCUGCAUGUUCCAUGGCAAAAAAUUGGUUGGUUGCUCCUGCAUGAAGUGCAGGCGAGGAUAUGCAUUCUGUUACAAUUGUGAGAGUACAAGUUGUCACUUGUACAGCUACCUGUGGAAGCUGUCAUAAGUAAUGCUAUUUGGCUUGCUUUUCAAGAUUGCAUUGCAAAUCUUUUACGAGAUGCACAGAUAGUCAGCUGAAGUAUGAAAUAUAUUACGAAUACAAUCCGGGAAGUAAAGAAACCUGCAGGAUCGCGCGGGCUUAUGCACUGGUCCCAGACUAGAAAGUCGUCACAUUUGCUUUCAUGUUGUUCUCCACUCAUAAAAGAGACUGCUGGUCCCAUCUACUCUCACUUUGUUCUCCACCCAGAACUCUGUUCACUCGUAAUCCAUGGUUAUUGCCUCUAUGAAUUUCCUCAUUGAAGUUGGCGUCAAUAUAUAAUUCAAGCCACCAUUAUCAAGAGUAUGGAAGUUCCAGAUUCAGUAGAUUGAUUGAAGCUUGAAUGAGAUGAGUUUUAUGGUGUUAUUUUUAGGGUGGCUGGCUAAUUCCGGAUUAAAUUCUUGUAUGAAAUCUGGAAAUAUCAGGACAUUCUUAUUGCUUGUGUGUGUGAAAUCUUUUGAGAUGUACCUGAUCACAAAAUUGAAGUGUUUAAAUGAAACGUUAACAAAGUAUCGAUAUUUA